This is a messenger RNA of Choloepus didactylus (southern two-toed sloth), 4174 nucleotides long. RefSeq names its product septin 8 (gene SEPTIN8). Gene Ontology annotation, molecular function: molecular adaptor activity; GTP binding; GTPase activity. The record is from RefSeq and is a predicted model, not a curated record. The coding region runs from base 15 to 1280 and encodes 421 amino acids. The transcript has 10 exons. Lineage: Eukaryota; Metazoa; Chordata; Mammalia; Pilosa; Megalonychidae. Gene Ontology annotation, cellular component: cell division site; septin ring; septin complex. Gene Ontology annotation, biological process: cytoskeleton-dependent cytokinesis.
GAUGCAGAUGGGCGAUGCAGAAUGCAGAGCCGGAGCCCCGGAGCCUCUCCCUGGGGGGCCAUGUGGGUUUCGACAGCCUCCCGGACCAGCUGGUCAGUAAGUCAGUCACUCAGGGCUUCAGCUUCAACAUCCUCUGCGUGGGGGAGACUGGCAUUGGCAAGUCCACGCUGAUGAACACACUCUUCAACACAACCUUCGAGACGGAGGAAGCCAGCCACCAUGAGGAGCGCGUGCGUCUGCGGCCCCAGACCUACGACCUCCAAGAGAGCAACGUGCAGCUCAAGCUGACUAUCGUGGACGCCGUGGGCUUUGGGGACCAGAUCAACAAGGAUGAGAGUUACAGGCCCAUAGUCGACUACAUCGAUGCGCAGUUUGAAAACUAUCUGCAGGAGGAGCUGAAGAUCCGCCGCUCACUCUUUGACUACCAUGACACAAGGAUCCAUGUUUGUCUCUACUUCAUCACGCCCACAGGGCACUCCCUCAAGUCCCUGGACCUGGUGACCAUGAAGAAACUGGACAGCAAGGUAAACAUUAUUCCCAUCAUCGCCAAGGCUGAUACCAUCUCCAAGAGUGAGCUCCACAAGUUCAAGAUCAAGAUCAUGGGCGAGCUGGUCAGCAAUGGGGUCCAGAUCUACCAGUUUCCCACUGAUGAUGAGGCUGUUGCAGAGAUUAACGCCGUCAUGAAUGCACACCUGCCCUUCGCGGUAGUUGGCAGCACCGAGGAGGUGAAGGUGGGGAACAAGCUGGUCCGAGCACGGCAGUACCCUUGGGGAGUGGUGCAGGUGGAGAAUGAGAAUCACUGCGACUUCGUGAAGCUCCGGGAGAUGCUGAUCCGGGUGAACAUGGAGGACCUCCGCGAGCAGACCCACAGCCGGCACUAUGAGCUCUACCGGCGCUGCAAGUUGGAGGAGAUGGGCUUCCAGGACAGCGAUGGUGACAGCCAGCCUUUCAGCCUGCAGGAGACAUAUGAGGCCAAGAGGAAGGAGUUUCUGAAUGAGCUGCAGAGGAAGGAGGAAGAGAUGAGGCAGAUGUUUGUCAACAAAGUGAAGGAGACAGAGCUGGAGUUGAAAGAGAAGGAAAGGGAGCUCCACGAGAAGUUUGAGCACCUCAAGCGGGUCCAUCAAGAGGAGAAGCGCAAGCUGGAGGAAAAGCGGCGGGAGCUGGAAGAGGAGACCAAUGCCUUCAACCGCAGGAAGGCCGCGGUGGAGGCCCUGCAGUCGCAGGCCUUGCACGCCACCUCGCAGCAACCCCUGAGGAAGGACAAAGACAAGAAGAAUUAAUGCACACACAGACUUACAUGUCAAGAGCGGACUUUAGACUUUCAUGUGUUAAGUUGCUUGAGUUACACCUUGUGAUCCUUCUCCCAUAACAUGGUGUGAGGACGGACUGGGAGCCGGUACAGACUCCAGUGUUUACAGACUUGCUUUCCCCCCGCCUGCCCCAGCCCCAGCUGCCCCUGGGUCUGACGGGCCAUCCCUCUCUAUGCAAUCACGUAAAAACAGCCAUGAAUGCUGGAAUCCAAAACUGACGAGGUUUAUUUUUUUCAGAGCCAGUGGCUGGUCUUCCAUUUACAGUGUCACUAUUCCUUGACGGAGCAGUUAUGUGCCGCUUUAGCGAAGGCCCCAGCCGGCGAUGCUGGGCCUAACUGUUCAGCGUCAAGAUGGCAACUCACGUGGUGCUCUAGGUGCGGCCGCGUGGCCUGGUAUACGUGCUGCACAGCUCACCCGAUUCCCUGUCAUUUUAAUUUUUCUAACCUAGAGCUUUAUUUCAAUAAUAACUUUCAAAACACUUCUAAAUUUUUAUUUUGGCAUGAGAAUAAAGACAGAUAAUGUCCUCUCCCGUUAUUUUCGUAAGUAACACAGAUUCCCUGAUUUUUAAGAACUAAAAUUUCUCCAGACCUUCCUUAUGUAUAAAGUACCCCAUAUAUAGGGAGAGGUGGGUAAUAAACUUCCUAUAAUGACAGUGUUCGGAAUUUCUUUAUGGAUGAAAGUGGAACACGAACAAGACCAUGUCCAGUGUUUUUACUGUGAAUGUAAAUGGAACAGCAGCCUGUAGCCGUUGUCCGUGUACCCACAGGUGCUACCUGUAAACAGGGACCAACUCCAUGUGUGUGCGUUAAGUGUCUGAUUCCGUUAAGACCCCAGACCAAUUCUGCAUAUUCCAAGCACAGAGUGCUCCAAGGGGAGGUGGUUUUUAUUCCGAAAUCAUUGUUUCCUUUUUCCUUGCUGAGUCACAGGGCAAAGAUAUGAAGGUGUCUGAUAUAUGUGGGCAAUUUAAGGAACAAAAAAUAAAAAUAAAAAACCUAGCAGCAAAGGAGCUUUUCCCUUCAGCUGCACUCCAAAGGAGGACACUUCAAGGACUAGCUGCAUUGUUUCUUUUAUGUUCCUGUUUCCUGUUGGUUUGCCAGCCACUGGGAUUAUCGGGGUCGAAAAUAUGGCCUGAUAAAGUGAGAGAAGAGAAAUGAAUAGAUGAAAGGGAACAACUCGGUUAAUGUUGAUGAAGCACUGUGCUGGACACCGGAGCUUCCCACAGUAACACACAGCCCCUACCCCCAAGGAGCUCACAGUGUAGUGCACGUCCUGGUCAGAAGCCUUACAAAGCUGGGCUAAUUUAUUGGUGGAUUGCUAGUGUUUUUCAUGCCCUCAGUCUUCCCUCCCAUAGCUGUUCCCCCCACCCUGCCUGCCUUAGCCUGCUUUGUUGAUUUCCAGGACAAGCACGGGCUUUCUCCUGCCCUUCUGGGCUGGUGGUCCACUCGGAGUGGUGCAGAGGGUGAGCUGUUUGCGCCCACUGAGACACUGCCAGAAAAAUGCGGCUUUUCCAGGCAAGGGGCUCCGCACACCAGGUGUAGAACGGGUUUUAUUAACCCUUAAAGCAAAAAUUCUCCGCAUGUUAUGCCAUGACUGGGGGCAGAUCCAGGUUUUGUGGAGCUGGAAGCUUGAACGAGUUGGGAAGCUUUCUUUAGAAACAAGAAUAUUAAUGGAAAAUUAGAUACAGGGCCUUGGAAGGGACUCUGAAGAUUAAGCUUCAUCAGCUUCACAGUAACCCAGCUCUGAUCCUGACUGAAAACUGGUGUUUUCCAUGUGUGCAGUUUGAAAGAGGAGGCAUCUAAAGAUGUAUGUCAGCAUAUCUAAUGCAGCUGUGGACUGUGAGUGGCUUGUCUUUAGGAUAAUUAUAAGUCUUAAAGUGUAUUCACUUGGGUUGAAAUAUGCCUUUAAGAUAGCCUCAUUCAGCUAAUAUAUUUCUGAAGAAGAGGCUCAGUGGCCCAGCAGGUUCACUGGUUAUAUAAGAAACGAGGACUCCUGGCUCAUGUGCCAAUAUGGGGGCUGGCUCUGGAGUGGGCAGGUUCUGCCACCCAUCCACUGGGGUCUGUGGGCUGCACCCAGGACAGGCUGGAAGGCCGUAAUUGUGUCUGGUGGCCUGUCUGCAGCCUCAAGGCUUCUCAGCAUCUCUGGUGAGACCUGUCAGGCUAGCAUUUUCUGGGGGCUGAGAUGCCCGCCACCAGUUCCAUCUGCACCCCUCUCCCCCUGCUGUUUGUGUUUGGAGUUUUGUCACCUGAAGCUGAGACCAAAUUAAUUCUCAGUGCACAGGUGAGCUUGAAACUUGCCAUGAUUUAACAAGCUACCCCUCAUGGAAUGUGACCUGUCUGUAGGAUCUGAUUCAUCCCUCCCCCCCACCUUCAUAAUGUUGUUUGUUGGCAUUGUUAGGGCUCUCAUAUGGGAUCAUGUUGGCAUAAUUGUGUAUUUCAUGAGCAAUCUUGAUUUCAGGUAGAAUCACCAUGGAAUUUAUUGUUUAAACUGGGACACUUUUGAGAGUGAAAGGGAAUGCUAUUAAUAAUUAUGCCAGGUCUAUGAGCGUGAACCAGAACUGUCCCAGGCAAACUGGGAUGUAUGGUCACCCUAGUUAUGGGUAACUGGUAUCUAGGUGGUUUGCAAUUGUGCGAAGUGACUGCAUAUAUGUUUGUGUGUAUAUGUAUGUGUGGAUUUCCUGCUAAAUGGGGCUCAUCUUACUGGAUAGAGGCCUGACAGAAUUGUGGCUUGCUAGUCUGUUACGUUAACACGCUUUUCUAAAACUGCUUCAUUUGUUAAUUCAUUUGCUCCUUCAUUCAUUGACUGUUUUUGUUCCUUUCCAUUCACUUGUACUCAUUUAUUUUCAUUAAAUUUUGCAUUUAUUUUGA